Molecule: messenger RNA, 2346 nt
Organism: Siniperca chuatsi (mandarin fish)
Lineage: Eukaryota; Metazoa; Chordata; Actinopteri; Centrarchiformes; Sinipercidae
Gene: lysmd4
Product: LysM, putative peptidoglycan-binding, domain containing 4
Exons: 3
Coding region: 264-1100 (278 amino acids)
Source: RefSeq, a predicted model, not a curated record
UUGCUAGACUCCCAAUGCUACAGGAGAGACUACACCUCCUAUGAGGCCAUGACUGUGCCAAUGGCUGAGGCUCUUGGGAAAUAUUGGUGAAUGUUAACAAAAUUGUCAUUUUAUCUUAAUUUAUUAAUUUUAGUUGAUGAGGUGCCCAAAUUUUACCUGUGGCUCUUUUCAAAAAGACAGAUGAAAGAAACCCUCUAUGAGAAAACCCCACUCAGUUACACAAAGCUGUGGAGCAGAGACUAGCUAGAAGCUGGUGUUUCAUUAUGCGGCGGGGGGAGCACUUCCCACAGGCUUUCCAGGCCCCGGUGGAUGUCCAUGCCAGUGCAGAUGGCCAGGUUUACAUGUUCAAUAGGAGACCAAAUGAGUCUACUGUAUCCUCAGAUGAUGAUGAUGAUGAGGAGCUCAAUGUUAUGGAGUUGAAGCCGCGGGUUUUCCAAGAGCAGGAGCCAAACAGACUGAGGGAUGUCCAGCUGCUGGAGCGGCAGGUGUUAGAUGGUGACAAUCUCAACAAGCUUGCACUGCAAUAUGGCUGCAAGGUGGCAGAUAUAAAGCGGGUGAACAACCUUAUGCAGGAACAAGAUUUAUUUGCACUGAAAUAUAUCAAAAUACCUGUUAAGAAACACAGCUUUUUAACCGAGACUUACACAGACCUAAGUGACCCUCAAGAAGAAAUGCCACAUUCAUCUACCGAACCAGUGAAGCCUCAGAACAGAGCCAGAGCCCAACCCCAUCUACAGGAGGUCACAGACUUUCUAAUGGAGGUGGACCAGGAUAUUGAGAAACUGAUUCAGACCACAAACGAUCAAGAUGAGGAUUUCUUGGAUAACUCAGAGAAACAGCAACGGUUUGGUUUCAGAGGACAGCGCCUGACUGGUCAUGGUGCAGACUGGGGCAUCCAGUGGUGGAACGCUGUAGUUGCCAUGCUCCUUAUAGGCAUCGUCCUGCCAUUGUUUUAUGUAAUUUAUUUCAAAACAAAAGAUAACGGAGUAGUUUCACCAACAGAUGGUAGUGGCGCUUUACUGUCAUCAAUCACCUCUUCAAAUGCCUCAGGGACGGGCCUUGGUACACAAGCACCUGAGCAUUUUCGAGAACCAGGAUAGUGCAGGCUUGAGUCUCAGAAAACCAGAAUCAUUUUUAAGACUUUUGUGUUAGAUGGUCUCAGAAGUAGAUGACAAUCAAGAUCAAGCCAAAUCUCUUAAAAACGUUUUAACUCAGUAAAAUACCACCAUGUGUCUAGUUUCCACCAGUGCAUUUCACCUUUUAUUUUAUAUUAUAACUGUGAUGCUUGAGGCAGAUACUUAAAUUAUUGUCUUGAAGUGAAAUAGCUGCAAACAGCUUUCAUAGAGUACAGUUUCCUGAAAUAUUACUCUUGAUACUGUUGGUCCUUUGCUUCAAAAAGCUUUUGAUGUUGGUUGAGAUUACAGUUCCUCAGGUGCAUAACUAAAUGUGCGGUAUUAAACGGUUGUGUCAUGAACCUCUUCACAUGACACAAGCUGAAAUAUAAUUGGAAAUGGAAAAUGUAUUCUGUAUGUUUGGGAAAAGAAAUGUCUGUGUAAGCUUUACCACAACCUGUCUUUCCACCAGUGCCUGUUGUCAGUAUCACAUCAUGAACUGUCAUCAUAUCAUUGUCAUAAAUUGAGCCCAAUCUUGAUAUCUGUCCCAAUAAAGUAAUAUAUUUUUAAACUUUUGCCAAAAAUUAUGAAAUGGGAGAUAUAGUGUGUUCCCCUGUUUUCAAAACCCUGUGAGGUUAAACUGUAUUUGACAUGGGUUUGAGUGUUAUUUGUGUGCCUUGUUUGCUAUAACUUAUUUUUUCUGUCUGUGUUCAUUGUUAAGUUAUUGCCAUGCACCUCAUGCCUUCUCUCUGGGUCUGAAUACAGCGCCACAAGUGUAAAUUGUGUUUACAGUAAGAAUUUGGUGCAAUAUCCUUUAUCUUGUUAGAUUGUGUGUGUGUGUGUGUUCAUUUGACACCUUGCAAUCUUUGAAAUACAAGAAUGCAUUGAAAAUGACAUUUAGUCAUCUAUAGUUCCCCGAAUGAAGUGUGAGAUAUUCAAAGUGCCUUUAAUCAUCUUUGCCAGGUUUUAUUGCGCACUCCAUCUUACAUUGUUUGAUAUGUAAUUGAGUCCACCAUGAACAGGUGGUGAAUUUGUGUGGCUUGUCCAAUGCACUUUUUAAAGUCUGAUGUAUUUUAAUUUAAUGAAACCAGGAAAAGUUAUUUUGUUGACAUAUUUUACAAACAUUUGAAUUUGUAAAUGACUAGAUGAUUACAUGAUGGAUGUGCAAGAAUGUUUUUUUCUUCAGCAUGUUCCUAUUUGAAUACAAACGUCAUAGUGUGAAAGUAUUCUCUGA